This is a messenger RNA of Macroventuria anomochaeta, 734 nucleotides long. Its product is annotated as ubiquitin-conjugating enzyme. The coding region runs from base 157 to 606 and encodes 149 amino acids. Gene Ontology annotation, cellular component: nucleus. Gene Ontology annotation, biological process: protein K63-linked ubiquitination; DNA damage tolerance. The transcript has 4 exons. The record is from RefSeq and is a predicted model, not a curated record. Gene Ontology annotation, molecular function: ubiquitin conjugating enzyme activity. NCBI's taxonomy places the organism in Eukaryota, Fungi, Ascomycota, Dothideomycetes, Pleosporales, Didymellaceae.
CUCAGACAUUCACGAUCGUGUUACUGUGAUCGCCAGCGCAAACAUUACAAAGCCCCUCACAAUCCAACGCAAGGGGGACCGCAACCACCACCUGAACCUUCACCGAUUCUCUCCAAGCAUACUCACGUUCCUCCUCUCCCAACUGUACAGCCCACUAUGGCUCUCCCCAAGCGCAUUAUCAAGGAGACCGAGCGUCUGAUGAACGAGCCAGUGCAAGGCAUCUCUGCGACCCCUCACGACGACAACCUGCGGUACUUCGACGUGACUAUCGAUGGCCCCUCACAGUCGCCUUACGAGGGCGGCGUCUUCAAGCUCGAGCUCUUCCUGCCAGAUGACUACCCCAUGACUCCUCCCAAGGUCCGCUUCCUCACCAAGAUCUAUCACCCCAACAUCGACAGGCUGGGCCGCAUUUGCCUCGAUGUUCUGAAGAGUAAUUGGUCGCCCGCACUCCAGAUCAGGACUAUCCUCCUCUCGAUUCAAGCUCUCCUCGGCGCCCCGAACCCAGACGACCCGCUCGCGAACGAUGUAGCUCAAGCGUGGAAGGAGAACCAGGCACAGGCUAUUGCCACGGCUAGGGAAUGGACACAGCAAUACGCAAAGGCUUGAGCGCAAGUUGCUUGUAUCUGCAACAGCAUUUGCGACUCGAAGCCUAGCUUUGGGACACUCCAUGCUUCUCGCAUUUUCCUUGCAACGGUGGGUUGGACUCUCAAGGCCCUCCACCAUUCUCUUUGUGC